This is a messenger RNA of Suricata suricatta (meerkat), 1705 nucleotides long. RefSeq names its product cell division cycle 34 (gene CDC34). The record is from RefSeq and is a predicted model, not a curated record. Gene Ontology annotation, biological process: ubiquitin-dependent protein catabolic process; protein polyubiquitination. The coding region runs from base 51 to 761 and encodes 236 amino acids. Lineage: Eukaryota; Metazoa; Chordata; Mammalia; Carnivora; Herpestidae. Gene Ontology annotation, molecular function: ubiquitin conjugating enzyme activity. The transcript has 5 exons.
CGCCUUCGACCCCGGGCCCCUCCGCCGCCGCCGCCGCCGCCGCCGCCGCCAUGGCCCGGCCGCUGGUGCCCAGCUCGCAGAAGGCGCUGCUGCUAGAGCUCAAGGGGCUACAGGAGGAGCCGGUGGAGGGAUUCCGGGUGACCCUGGUUGACGAGGGCGACCUGUACAACUGGGAGGUAGCCAUCUUCGGGCCUCCCAACACCUACUACGAGGGCGGCUACUUCAAGGCACGCCUCAAGUUUCCCAUCGACUAUCCCUACUCCCCGCCGGCCUUCCGAUUCCUGACCAAGAUGUGGCAUCCCAACAUCUACGAGACGGGGGAUGUGUGCAUCUCCAUCCUCCACCCCCCAGUCGAUGACCCCCAGAGCGGGGAGCUGCCCUCCGAGCGGUGGAACCCCACCCAGAACGUCAGGACCAUCCUGCUAAGCGUCAUCUCCCUCCUCAACGAACCAAACACCUUCUCCCCGGCGAAUGUGGAUGCUUCUGUGAUGUACAGGAAGUGGAAGGAGAGCAAAGGCAAGGACCGGGAGUACACGGACAUCAUCAGGAAGCAGGUCCUGGGGACCAAGGUGGACGCAGAGCGGGAUGGCGUGAAGGUGCCCACCACGCUGGCCGAGUACUGUGUGAAGACCAGGGCCCCGGCGCCCGAUGAGGGCUCGGACCUCUUCUACGAUGACUACUACGAGGACGGCGAGCCGGAGGCCGAGGCCGACAGCUGCUUCGGGGACGACGAGGACGGCUCGGGCGACGACGAGUCCUGACAGCGCGGCCCCGCGAAUAAACGCACAGGUUUUACCUCAGCGGCCCCGGAACGUGCGGCGUCGAGACCCCGCGGGAGGGGUGCUGCCCGGCCCCGUGGGUGGUCCCCCCAGGCGCCGCCCGCCCUCCCUGCGCGUGUCGCCUGUGUCCUGGUCCCUUGGAGCCCGCCAGGUGGGACAGGCAUGGGCUGCGGUGGCCGGAGGGACACAGACCCGCCCACGUGGUGCGUGUCUGGCUCCUGCUGGCCGGAGCCAGAGACUUGGGGUCGCACUCACUGAUUCACUUGUGGCCACCUCUUCUCUCUGCUUUGGUUUGCUUGGAAUCUAAAUAAAACGACUUUAUGAGAAGCUACAGAACCAACCUGUCCUUGGCCUUCCCAAAGGACCACAGAGAGCAGCGUGUCACCAGGUGCCCUGGGGGGCAGGGGCGCUGCACGGGGGAAGGAGGCCGUCUCUAACUGACACCCCAGCUGCAGCCCGUGACCGCCUGAUAGGGCCUCGGGGUGGGAGGAGCCUGUACCGUGCUGGCCAGCGGGCCCCAGGUAGCACUUCUGUGGUCCCAGCACCCUGAGGAGUCCUGUGUACUGCUGGUGUCACCCCGGCCUGGUGGCUUCGUUUUGGGGAAACUGGUAAGUCCAUAGUGGCCUGGGCUGAAGGUCAGAUGGCACCAGGACACAGGCUCCUGUGAGCCCUGGAGGACCCGUUGGGUCGGACGAGCACAUGCCCAGCCUGGCCAGUCCCUGCGGCUGGGGCUCGGACGGCCCCACACAGGUGGGGGACAGGCCAGAGGGGCAGGUGCACCCUCGGUGAGCACAAUCAGACCCCCACAGUGGCCCGCACACGAGUGUGCCCAUGGCCCUGUGCACACACCUUUCAUGGUUAGCCCCCACGGUCUGGUGGUGUUUCAACCUGAAUGAUGUUUCUCCAUUAAAAUGUGGAAGGUUUCA